Molecule: messenger RNA, 486 nt
Organism: Dibothriocephalus latus
Lineage: Eukaryota; Metazoa; Platyhelminthes; Cestoda; Diphyllobothriidea; Diphyllobothriidae
Source: the annotation of a GenBank genome assembly
AUGCUGCAGUUUAUCAAAUCUCAGUUUGGUUUGGACUUUUCGUUGGCUACCGCUGAAGCUGAGCACAAAACCAGACCCCAGGACGAUCAACAAAAUGAGAAAUUUGCCCAGCCUGCUGAUCUGGACAGCUCACUGCAGCUAGCUGGUACUCCUCUGCCCCUGCAGGAGAUCUGCAACCUCACCAUGGCAGAUGCAGAUAUUACCUCGGUGACGGAGCCUGAGGCAUCAGCACUCAUUGACUAUACUGACCUUAAAAUCAUACCUACUGAAGAUUUCUCGUCCCAACUUUACAAGUACGACAUGAAUAUGCUGUUUGGCCUAGAUGUUGGUGGCACUGUGACUGCUUUUGGAAUGACCCAGGGUCCUUCACCAAUAGAACGUCGAAUUCUUCGUGUAAGGACCGAACAGAAUCCGGACGUUGAAUCAAAGUAUGCCGACUUACUUAGCAUGCACAUGCCAUUCUCCGAGGCAAGUACUCUUCCCUAA